Messenger RNA from Caenorhabditis bovis, 576 nucleotides. The record is from the annotation of a GenBank genome assembly. NCBI's taxonomy places the organism in Eukaryota, Metazoa, Nematoda, Chromadorea, Rhabditida, Rhabditidae.
AUGAAUGACUUCACGUCAAAAUUCAAAUCUCAUUUUUCAGUGGCUGCUGGUUCAGCCGGGCAAGGUGCAAUGGCAACGUACGCGUGCGCCCAUCUGAGCCUUGGAACACAGUUUAUAACGCCGCCGUCAACAUCGAAUUGUAUACAGCACACCGACAGCGACUGCGGAAGCAGUUCUGGCGCUGGUGGCACAAAAACUCAAGAGGUGUCUGACGAGUGCGCUAGCUCGUCAUCACAACCGACGGAGCCAAAUUUGGAGAACGAUCCUUAUCCGUCGCCACCGUUUCCAUCAUCUCAACAAUUAUAUUCAGUGGUGCCAGCGCAUCAACAAUAUCCGACUUCGCUUCCUGUUCUACAACCUUCUCAACCACCGCAACAGCAACUGUUCACUUCAAUCCCUACUAUGACACCUCUUCCUGGAAAUCCGACAAUGACAAAUGUCGCCUGGGUUCCGAACUCACCACCUCGACCCAAGAACACAAUUUUUGUACAUGUUCUGGAUGGUGAAACCCUCACCCUGUUCAAUAAUUCGGAUCCCAACUAUCCAGGAGGAUUAUACCAAGACAUUGCUGGUUAG